AUGAGUGGAAGCGCUUUCAAACAAACAAUUGCACGGGUUCUUCGACGUGAAGGCGGCGGCAAUCGUGACUAUGGGAGUGUUGACCUUAUUGCAUAUAGUCAAAGACUUGAGAAUUUGACAUCCAGUGGAAUACUGUCCAGACCCCAAGGCAAUUUUGGAGUUGUGGUUGCUCGAGAGUUUACUCUUGGAGUAAUUCGUCAAGCCGAGUCAUCUCUAUUUCGGAUUAUCUUGACGAUUUCAACUAAUAUCGUUGCCAAGUUAACAGACAUUGUUUCGGCUGAAGAGGUUCAGAAACAAGGCGAAGAACGGGAAAUUUUUGAAAAGACUGGAUCAUGUUGUAAGGAUUAUGAGAUGGUUUUCAGUAGAAUGAAUACGUUAGAGGAUAGAUUUCUUGAGGCAGAAGAAGAGUUGCGGGAAAUGGAAGAGGUGUUAGUGAAAAAAAAGGAGGCGUUGGGGAAAAGAGAGGAGUGUCGGUGA
Molecule: messenger RNA, 477 nt
Organism: Paraglomus brasilianum
Lineage: Eukaryota; Fungi; Glomeromycota; Glomeromycetes; Paraglomerales; Paraglomeraceae
Source: the annotation of a GenBank genome assembly